AUGCUCACCCUCCCAGAGAAAGCCCCGAAUCCAUCACCAGAGGGAGAGUGGCCUCAUCAAGCGCCCAUGUCUUUUAUUAUUAUUAUUAAUUAUUAUUAUUAUAAGACAGCUCAGGUUGUAAAGGGCAGGGGAGGUCACGAAGCAAGUUCUAGUCCACGAGGGUGCGGAAUUCGUGCCAUUGAUUUGAAAAGUACAGGACCUGUCUUGGAAUCAGGGUUCUUCUCUAGAUUUAGCAGUUGGAGAAAUUCAACAGUUGGUGGACACCCGUGGCAGGUCUCCCUGAAAUUAGGUGGGCACCACUUCUGUGGAGGAAGCUUGAUUCAAGACAAUCUGGUAGUUACAGCAGCACACUGCCUGGCUAGCCUCGAUGAGAAGCAAAUUAAGAGUCUGACUGUGACUGCUGGGGAGCAUCACCUCUUUCAGAAGGAUAAGGAGGAACAGCAGAUUCCUGUCUCAAGAAUUAUCAUCCACCCUGAAUACAACAGACUUGGAUAUAUGAGUUUCAAUAUUGCACUGCUAUAUCUAAAACACAAUGCCAAGUUUGGAACUACUGUGCAGCCAGUCUGUAUUCCCCAUAGAGGUGAUAAAUUUGAAGAAGGGAUGCUUUGCAUGGCCAGUGGAUGGGGCAAGAUUUCAGAGACAUCAGAAUAUGCAAAUGUCCUACAAGAAGUGGAACUUCCCAUCAUGGAUGACAGAACAUGUAAGACCGUGCUCAAGGGUAUGAACCUUCCUCCUCUGGGAAGGACCAUGUUGUGUGCCGGUUUUCCUGAUAGGGAAAAGAAUACCUGCCAGGAGGACCCUGGAGGUCCACUUGUUUGUAGAAGAGAUGAUGGAAACUGGGUUCUUGCUGGGAUAACUUCCUGGGCAGCUGGUUGUGCUAGAGGUUGGAAUCCUUUCAGAAAUAACCAUAGACAGGCAUCACCUGGCAUUUUCUCCAAGGCGUCUGAGUUGAUGCACUUUAUCGCUCAGACCACGACAGAUUAUAGACCUCAGGGGACAGUGUUAUUUGGAGAAAAUGGGAAGAUUCGUUACCCUCAUUUGAAAGAAAGCAGCUAUUCUCAUAAUUGCUUAUGUAUCUGGAAAAUAAUGGUACCAGAAGAUAAAAUUAUCCUCAUAAACUUUACAAGCUUAGACAUAGAAAAUCAAGUUGAAUGUGACCAUGACUAUGUACCUUUACCAUCAAGCAGUGGCGUGCUGAUUAGUAAGGUCUGUGGACAUAUAUUGCCCUCACCAUUGCUGACAGAGACCAAUGAGACCACAGUUCUGUUUGUUUCUGAUAUAGAAAACGCUGGCAGCGGCUUUGAGCUUUCCUUUACUGCUGUAUGGAAGAACUCGGAAGCAGGUUCAGGAUGUGGGAGUGUGACUGUGUUGGUGGAGGAAGGGAUGAUUCACUCCGCCGGGUAUCCUGACCUGUAUCCCAGGAAUGUGAGGUGUCAUUGGUUCAUUCACGCUCCAGAGAAACACAUUAUAAAGUUGACAUUUGAAGACUUCAGUAUUGAAUUUAACCAAAACUGUACUUACAACGCUGUUGUGAUUUAUGGUGAUCCUGAAGAGGAACAUGAGCUAGCCAAACUUUGUGGAAUCUUGAUCCCUACUGCAAUAUUCAGUCCUGGUAGCAUGAUGGUGAUUCAUUUUAAAAGUGACGGUGAAAAUAACUUCCAAGGCUUCAAGGCUAGAUUUACCUUUUUGCCCUCAGGCUCUUUAAACAGAAUUGGAUCAACAACAUCUUCCAAAGCCAAUCCUGUAUCUUCUGCAAAAGCUGUUUCACAUUGUGUCUGUGGCAUCCCUCCAUUCAGCCCCCAGUGGCUUUCCAGGAGAAUUGCAGGAGGGGAAGAAGCCUGCCCCCACUGCUGGCCAUGGCAGGUGGGUUUGAGGUUUCUAGGCAGUCACCAGUGUGGAGGUGCCGUCAUCAACCCUACGUGGAUUCUGACUGCAGCCCACUGUGUGCAAUCGAAAAAUAAUCCACUCUUCUGGACUAUUGUUGCUGGAGACCAUGACAGAACCCUGAAGGAACCAACUGAGCAGGUGAGAAGGGCAAGACACAUUGUGGUGCACGAAGACUUUGACAGACUGAGCUACGACUCUGACAUCGCCCUAAUACAGCUGAGCUCUGCUCUGGAGGUCAACUCAGCGGUGAGGCCAGUGUGUCUCCCACACAGUGCGGAGCCGCUGUUUUCCUCUGAGGUCUGUGUCGUGACUGGAUGGGGAAGCGUUAGUGAAGGUGGUGGCCUAGCAAGUCGUUUACAGCAGAUUCAAGUGCACGUGUUAGAAAGAGAGGUCUGCGAACGCGCUUACUAUUCUGCGCAUCCAGGAGGGAUUACAGAGAAGAUGAUCUGUGCUGGCUCUGCAGCAUCUGGAGGGAGCGAUGUGGGUCAGGGAGAUUCUGGUGGGCCAUUAGUAUGUAAACAUGAAAAAGGUCCCUUUGUCCUCUAUGGCAUUGUCAGCUGGGGAGCUGGCUGUGCCCAGCCAAGGAAGCCAGAUGUAUUUGCCAGGGUGAGUGUCUUCCUGGACUGGAUUCAAUCCAAAAUCAAAGGUCCUGUUUUACUUCAGAUAAAUAAUGAAAGCAAAAUCUUAACAAGACAACAAUUGCCACCACCCACACCUUCAAAGGACAGUGCAUCUGGGCCAGGCUGUUACUCUGAAGUGGAGCUGGAAGAGCCCAGAGGCUUUUUUUCCUCUCCAAGAUAUCCACUGGAUUAUAGAGGAAAACUGGAAUGUUCCUGGGUGCUCAGAGUUUCACCAAACAGCAUGGCAAAAUUUACGGUUGAGUAUCUGUCACUCCCUGGGUCUCCUAUGUGUCAAGAUUCAGUUCUGACUAUUUAUGAAGAAAACCACAGUGAGAGAAGGAUGUCAGGUGAAUUAUGUGGAAGAAAACUUUACCCAAUGAUUUUCAUGAGCUCUGGACCACUGGUGAGGGUGACAUUUCAUUCCCGUGUGCAGGGUGCUUUUGGCAUAAGUUAUAUUGUCUUUAGAGUCCAAGGCCCAAAGGGCAGUAAAACUACCCAGUUUCUUCAGAGUUCAAACCAAAAGCAUGCAACCACCUGUGACGAUACUAUCCUGACCAAACCAACGGGAAUCAUACAAAUGCCAAGAUAUCUUCACAGAACCACUAUGAGCUGCCAUUGGAGGUUAUUAGCUCCUUUAAAUCACAUCAUUCGCCUUGAUAUUAUCAACUUCCAGAUGCAACUAAUGCCCUUGGACUGUCAGGGUCACCUGUGGGUUUAUGAAGGAUUUGGAUCAGGCAAAAAAUUAAUAGGAAAACUCUGUGAAGGAGAUUCACCUUCAUUAAAAUCUCGUGGUCCUCUUAUGAUGUUGAUUUUCACAUACAAUGUCAGCUUGGCCAUAGAAGAAUUUUCUCUGAGAUAUUCUUUUCACAUUUCUGAUUCCAUGAGAGGAAAAAUUAAAGUUAAUGAUAAAGAGGAUAAAGGAGGAUGUCCAGUAUUGGAUUUGAUUCCAGUUAGUUCUAUUGAGAUCACAUCUCCCAAUUAUCCUAACAUUUAUCCUAACAUGCUGAACUGCACUUGGACUUUUUAUUCUAUGUCUGGAAAUAAAAUGAAGGCAGUGAUUAAAGACUUUAUAACAGAAGAAUCUUGGAACUGUGAAUGGGAUUACUUCAAUAUUUAUGAUGGACCAGAUCAGCAAUCAAGAUUACUUGCUCAUUUAUGUGGCUCCAAGAAAGAAUUUGUCUUGCUAUCCAGUGGUGCUUACCUAACUGUGAAUUUUAAGACUGAUGAGUCUGUGGGAGAAAGAGGUUUUAAACUUACUUUGGAAGAUAUGACUCAGAAGCAAUCACAGGAAAGCAAUAUUGGGAUCCAACUGCCUCUUAACGGGCUAACAGUAGAAAACAAUACUGGAAGACAGCCAACCCAAGACAAAUGUGGAAUUCCAGUCGUUGACCCAUUUCUCAGGGAAGGGUCUGAGAGGAAUACACACGCGUUGCCAGCCGAGCUUGGGAAGCCCAGGGUGGUCGGUGGCCGUGCCGCCCCUGCGAAGUCCUGGCCCUGGCUGGUCAGUCUGCAGCACCAAGGACAGCAUUACUGUGGAGGUGCUCUGAUUGGGAGACAGUGGGUCCUGACAGCGGCACACUGUAACUUCAGGUGUGUGCGCAAGUGGUGCGGGGCUGGGGGGAGCAGGGUGGUCAGGAGCUAUUUGAGGGUCCACAGUGGGUGCAUUCCUUCUGCUCUGCCCAUGUCACAUGAAACAUUAAGCAUCAGCUCCCAUUGA
Hippopotamus amphibius kiboko is the source of this 4224-nucleotide messenger RNA. It is a transcript of the gene OVCH1, whose product is annotated as ovochymase 1. Gene Ontology annotation, molecular function: serine-type endopeptidase activity. The record is from RefSeq and is a predicted model, not a curated record. NCBI's taxonomy places the organism in Eukaryota, Metazoa, Chordata, Mammalia, Artiodactyla, Hippopotamidae. The transcript has 29 exons. Bases 1 to 4224 code for a protein of 1407 amino acids. Gene Ontology annotation, biological process: proteolysis.